AUGAGCGACCUACCUGUUGGUCCUCUCACCCCGGAGGGCAAGGCAUUGCCGCCCUCGCGCGUGUCCCUCGAUGGGAAGUACACCUCUUUGGUCCCUCUUGAUGUAUCCCACGCCGAUGCGCUUUUCAAACAUCUUGGUGGUGAGGAGAAUGGUCAUCUUUGGACUUAUAUGUUUGGUGGUCCAUACCUCGACCAGGUCGAGUGGAAGGAAACCCAGAAGGUCUGGAGCAAGAGAGAAGACACAAUCUUCUUCACCGUCCUCUCUGGUCCACGAGAAGACCCCAACUCUGAGCCUGUGGGACAAAUGUCCUAUCUCAACAUUGUGCCAGAUCAGCGUCGAAUUGAAAUUGGCAGCGUCAUCCUUGGUGGCAAGCUGAAGCAGACUCGAGCGGCGACUGAGGCAUUUUACCUCCUCAUCAAACACGCCUUCGAAGAGCUCGGAUAUCUGAGAGUUGAAUGGAAGGCCAACCACCUCAACAAGCCCAGCUUGUCGGCUGCUGAGCGGCUUGGUUUCGUCUACGAGGGAAUCUUCAGGAAGCACAUGAUCCUCAAGGGUAGACGUCGAGACACAGCUUGGUUCAGUAUCACAGAUGAUGAGUGGCCUCUCGUCAAGAAGGCGUUUGAGGCGUGGUUGAGUGAAGACAACUUUGAUGAGAAUGGCAAACAGAUCAAGGCACUCAAGAGCAUCAGACAAGCUCUGCAAGAAGAACAGAACUGA
Molecule: messenger RNA, 717 nt
Organism: Fusarium vanettenii 77-13-4
Lineage: Eukaryota; Fungi; Ascomycota; Sordariomycetes; Hypocreales; Nectriaceae
Exons: 2
Coding region: 1-717 (238 amino acids)
Molecular function (GO): protein N-terminal-serine acetyltransferase activity; protein-N-terminal-alanine acetyltransferase activity
Source: RefSeq, a predicted model, not a curated record